This is a messenger RNA of Sceloporus undulatus (fence lizard), 5189 nucleotides long. It is a transcript of the gene SYNPO, whose product is annotated as synaptopodin. Gene Ontology annotation, molecular function: actin binding. Gene Ontology annotation, biological process: modification of dendritic spine; spine apparatus assembly; positive regulation of actin filament bundle assembly. Lineage: Eukaryota; Metazoa; Chordata; Lepidosauria; Squamata; Phrynosomatidae. The coding region runs from base 507 to 4310 and encodes 1267 amino acids. The transcript is spliced from 4 exons. Gene Ontology annotation, cellular component: stress fiber; Z disc; actin cytoskeleton. The record is from RefSeq and is a predicted model, not a curated record.
CUGAGAUGCAGGCAGAGGUGGAUGGAGAAGGAGGGAUCUGCUGAGCUGUUGGGGGAAACUUCUUUUAAUUGCUACAGAUUUGUUUGCUCUGAAGCCACUUCAUACAUGAAGGUAACAAGGAAAACCCCGUAAGAUGCUCCAUUUUGUUCAUCCUGAACAACUGGAGAAUUCAGAGAAAUAGAAGAGAAUGAAGUCUGUUUAAUGGAGAAUAACUCAUAGCUAAAAGUCUGCAAUUGCGCCUGGAAAAAAAGGAAAUGCAACACCCACACUUGGGACUGUAUUUUUCUAUGCCUGCUUUCAAGAUCUUACUGGUCAAGAUGGAGAAAGGAUUAGUGCACUAAAGCACUAGACUUUAUUACCCACCCUUUUUCCUGGAUGAACGAACGAAACAUUCAAAAUCAUAUGAGUGUUUUCUUUGUCCUGUGCUUGAACCAAAAGCCAAUCUUUACUCGUGAUCCAUAAAACACUGAACCUCACCCAGGAAGUGUGAAGAAGGGAGUUUCAAAAUGCUACAUGGCACCUUACUGCAACCUUGUCUCCCAUCUCAGUCCAACUCUGCUGGAAAUAGCAAAGCAACUCAAAAUCCACACAUCUUUAAGAAGCCCAUGGCUGACUCUGUAGAGGUCUACAACUGCUUGGGAAGUCUGCAAGAAAAGGAGAAAGCAAGCCAUCCCAGCUAUCUGCAAAUUGGAACAAAUCACCCUGCAGAUCAUAAAGAGAAAGAAAUGAAUGAAUCCCUGGGAGAGAAAUCCUGGAAGGCCAAGAGAGACCUGCCACUACCCCUCCACAGAGACAACAUUGGGUUGACAUCAGGAGACGGGGGCCCUGUGACAAGAAACUCUCCACGGCCUGCUUCCAGCUUGCUCCAUUCUGGGUUUAGCAAACCAGGUGACCAAGGUCAAGAAUGGAAGGUGGUGAAAGUGAAACGAGUUCUUAUUUCUCCUGUUGGUGAGCCCAGGAAAGCAAAUAUUUCAAGAAGUGCAAGUCUCUCUGAAAAAGAGCUGAAGGAAGCCAAAGCUAGGAGCCAGAGAAUUGCUGCCCAGCUGACCACCCCACCCAACCCAAACUCCAAAGGGGUCCUCCUGUUUCACAGGCGCAAGCAGAGAGUGAACGCAUUCACCUUAGAAACUCCAAAAGCCACCAGCCAAGAAGAAGUAGCUGCUGAUUCCAUCUGUGGAGCUGUUACUCAGCACCACAGCAUUCCAAGCUAUGGAAAGGAGUCCCAUUGGAAGCAGAUCUUAAGAGAUAACCAAGGUCUGAAAGAAAAAUUACCUGGCACCAAGGAUUCUGGAUUUCAGGGGCAAAGGGGCACCAUGGAAAACUUAUCUUCAGUAGAAGCUCUAGAUAAUAUGCAGGGCCCUCAAAGGAAUAAGAUUAAAAGUGAGGAGAAUCUUUCCACUAUGAACAUAACAUUAUCUGCUGAGGAGACUCCAGCUGAAGGGUUUCAGCAAAUCCCUCUCAGUGUCUACCUAAAAGAGACUACAGGCAUGGCCUCAACCAAUGGAGUGCAUGAGCUUAUCACCAAUGAGUUUGAAAAAGCAGCUGAUAACCAACAAGCCCCAGUCAUUGACAAUAUAGAAAACAUCCCACCUAUUGUUGAUGACUUUCUUGUGCCUGUCACUGACACUGAGAAUAACAGUACCAGUCUUGAAAAAGAUCCAUACGUACUACACACAGACAGGGAAAAUAAUAUUCUUGAAAAAGAGCCACAUUUACCAGUUAUCACCAGUGAUAAUAACAGCAGUAUCUUUGUAGAAGAGCCAUAUGUACCUGUUAUUGACAGGGAGAAUAAUGUCAUUCUUGAUAAGGUGGUGAGUGAACCAGUUAUUGACAGGAAAGAGAAUGGUGAGAUUCUUUGCAAAGAGCAAAAUACAGCGAUGGUUGAAAAUGUCAAUGUUCUUCCUACUGCUGACAUUGAGAAGCCCAGUCUAGUCACUGACCUGCAGUCUAGUGAAACCACAACUCACAUUAAUAAACAGUACUGUGAAGUACGCUUGACUUUGUCUAAACCAAAAUCUGUGAAGAACCGAACUGCAAGACCAUUUGGGACACAGUCUUUAGUGGCAGCCCACACACCAGAAGAGAAGAGCCCUGUGGUAGAGCUUCCGCCACCACCUACAUAUGCAGAAGCCUUUUCCAGCCCUCCUCCAGUAACAAGGGUCAGGUCACCUCCAGCCUACUCAGCACUGUAUCCUAGUGAAGAACAGAAAGUCCCUGUUCCACAAGACAUUAAGUAUGAAGACAGCAGGCCAGGACCUCUGCCAGGAGAGGAUAGAGAACCAACUAAAACAGGCAUUCUGGAGGAGUUUGUGGCCCGCAGAGCAAACAAAAAGUCCAUGUUCACCUUUGUUGAGAAGCCCAAAGUGGCUCCUAAUCCAGACCUUUUGCACUUAGUCCAGAGAGCAGACAGUAGGAAAAAACAGAAGGGACAAGAAGGAGCAAUCGUUGAGGAUGAGCCAUUUGCUCUAGGAGCUGAGGCCUCUAACUUUCUCUUUGAAAACCGAUCAGUAGAUGGCCCAGUUCAGGCCCUUGCAGAUCAUAAUGCACCAGAGUGGUCUUCAUGUUUAAGGUCACCAAGAAUACAACCCAAGCCUAAGAUCAAGUCCAACCAAAGCCUCUCAGAGGCAAGAGGAAAGGGGGCAGAACUAUUUGCCAAGAGACAGUCCAGGAUGCAGAAGUAUAUCAUUGAGUCCCCAUCACAGCCGGAUAUAACCAGGUCACCUUCGCCUACCAUAUCACUCCCUCCUUCAUGGAAAUACGCCUCAGAAACUCAUCUCUCCCCUAUAGCCUUUCCCCAGCCUCCACCUAGAAGUCCAGCCAGGUCUCCUAAAGCUCCUUCUGUUCCACUCUACCACAGCAACAUGUCGGAGACUGAGAUCUCUAAAAAGGAGCUGGAAAUCUCCAAACAACAGCCAUACCAGCUCCAGUCUUCCUUGUUCAUCCUUUCCCCAGUCAAAGAUCCAGUGAGGUCUUUACCAAAAGCUGCACCACCACCAAAGCCUGUGGUUCCUGAACCCAGUUACAUGAGACAGGCUUCUUGCCCAACAGCUCCCUUGCCACCUUCACCCAUUUUGCAUCCACCUACCCAGUCCAGUCCAAGUACAACAUUUUCUAGUAAUUUUGGUCCCUCAGCUGGGAUUAUGCUGGCACCUCAGAACAUCAGAACAAGCGUCGAAGUGUCACCAGAACCACCUUUUGAGUAUUCUUCUAGGAUCUUGUCACCAAGAGCUAAAGGAGUCUUCCAAGCUCCAAGGCCUUCUUAUUCCACCAAGAAUGCAGGAAUUGAGCCUCAGGAAAGAAAGGCAUCCCUGCCUGCUUCCCCGACGUGGACUCCACGGCAGCUGCGACGACAGCCCAGCAGUUUAGAUGGCUGGGUCAGCCCAGCACCCAAUUCGGAGCCUGAGGAGGGGCUUCUAGAUGCCUUCCGAGCAGCCAGUGUCUUGACCCCACCUCCCCCUAUGUCUCCUUCAUGGAGUGAAAGAUCUCUGUCUCCAUUUCGUCAAGAGACAGAUCCCAAGUCCAGCCGACAGAUGCAAGUUUUGCUGGCCAGAAACAUCAUCAAUGCUGCCCGGAGGAAGAGCUCAUCUCCCAAAGCUACAGGGGCAGAGGGUUUCCGGCCCUUCACCCCUCCUGCCACUUCUGCCAAUGUGUUGUCCUCAGUUGGCAGCCCUAAGAGUGUGGGUAACCAUUCCCCAAGUCCACUGCCGUCUCCCAGGCCAAUGAGGACGGAUGGCUACAGACGCGUGUCCCUCCCUGUUUCCAUGGCACCUCCAACAAUCAGUGCAUCAUCAAACAACAGUCCCAGGUUGCUAGGCAGCCAGUCACCAUCUUACAAAAGCCCACUACAAUCCCCAAAAGCAGUGCGGAUGAAUGGGAACAAGUACUUCACACUGCCGGCUAACACUGGAGCUUCGCUUUUCAAUGCAGGGGUAUCCAAUAAUGGCCCAAGAUCAAUGGGCUCCCAUUCCAUCCCAUCUCAGUCUCCAAAACCCACAGUCAUAGAUACUCACAGGAUCUUCACAGCCCCAGUCAGUAUGAGCAGAAAAUUGUCAUGCACCAGUCCAAAGAAUGUGGGCACCUGCUCACCAACCAUCACAAGCCCCCUGCAGUCUCCCAGGGUGAGGCCACAUUCCCCAGUGAAGCGCUACACAUCCCUGUCACCCACCAACUCAGAUGUCUCCCUCGACUCUGAAGACUCUGGGAUCAAGUCACCCAGCAUUCGCAGUUUCAACAUUUGCCCUCGAGGCUGGAACGGCAGCCUCAGGCUGAAGCGAGGUAGCCUUCCUACAGAAGCACCCUGUUCCUACUAAACAUGGGACAGAGGAAGAAACUGGAAACCAGUCAUGAAAUCAGUUGACCAAAAUAUUUUUGCAGACUCCUACAGGCAGACUCCUACAGGUCCCACUAAACAUGAUGAAGCCUCUGGAGGAAGAUUAUAGGCCUGCACAGAUGUCAUAUCUUCUCCACAAAUCUGCCAUUUUUGGGAGAAGAAUGGGGUAGAACCAGUCUAUUUGUGGACAAGACUUCUUGUGCCAGACUUGCCCUAAGCAGAGAGAAAUGUGUCUGAUGUUCUUUCCUAACACAACAUCUUUCCAUAGGACUCCUCAUAGUGUCUUCCCCUGUUGCUGCAUUUGCUUGCAUAUUUGGCUCUCACAGGCUUUGAUUGAUCUAUCUCCACUGGACUGGAGCCACCAGAGACUUCCUUUCUCGAGGGAGAUUAAUACAGCUUUGACUGCUUUUGUUCUCACUCUAAAAAAUCCUGUGAGAGGAGGACAAUCAGGCAAACAGAGAGAGACACAAACACAGAGAGUCCACAGCAUAAUCCCCAGCAGACUGUCAGCAAAAGACCAGAAAGAGAGGCCUGUGCCAACCUUGUGCUUGCCUUCCAUUGCUAUUGUUACUGUUUCUCCUCUGCUCUGAUGGAGCCACAAGGGCAUUCUGUCUCCACUUCAGUUGCCUGAGAAAAUAAAUGAGCAGAGAAAAAAACCCAGAGGGCAAGAAGACCACUCAGCAGUUGUCACUGGGUGAUUUGGCAUUUCCUCCUGAUAAAAGCCUGGCUUUACAUUUAUCAGGGCAAAAUGUGUCCCAUGUAGCCCCAAAGGCUGUUUUUUUUUUAAUGGUCCCAUCCUUUUCUGAUUUCCACAGCCAACCCAUUUUCUGGCAAAACAAAUAAACUGCCUCUUCUGGAA